Molecule: messenger RNA, 8183 nt
Organism: Myripristis murdjan (pinecone soldierfish)
Lineage: Eukaryota; Metazoa; Chordata; Actinopteri; Holocentriformes; Holocentridae
Gene: slc2a4rg
Product: SLC2A4 regulator
Exons: 9
Coding region: 190-1821 (543 amino acids)
Biological process (GO): regulation of transcription by RNA polymerase II
Cellular component (GO): nucleus
Molecular function (GO): DNA-binding transcription factor activity; RNA polymerase II cis-regulatory region sequence-specific DNA binding
Source: RefSeq, a predicted model, not a curated record
UGGAUAUCCUGGGUGGUGGUGGUGGUGGUGGUGGAAAACUUUAUAUGUAGAUUAGAAUAGAAGUAAAGACACCGACAAUACCUAUAAACUCGCGACAAUCCUGAUAAAUGUAUCUAAUUCCAGCAUUUUGCACUAAAAUCUAUAGAAAGCUGGUUUCCUUUCUUUAGUCCACACUUGUCCUGCCUGAAUAUGGAUGCCAAGCGUGUUUUGGAUAAGUCGUCGGUUGGGAUAAGGGUAGGCGGUGCGGAUUUUAACUACCGUGCAGACUGCUCCGUGGUGCGCGACACCCGGGUCCCCACGGUAGACAGCGGUCCCAUGCCGGCGUGCAUGAACGGGGCCGCCUUGGGCUCUGUCCUUUACACAUAUGUAAUGGACGGCGGCUCCGUAGUGGAUGGUGCAAGCGAGAAAAGCUUUCCAAAAGGGAAUGGACCGUCUUCGGGAGGAGGAAUAUUGCACGACAUGGAAAAAACUGGCAGUGGUGGCCUGGGGGACCAGAGAGACACUGGUUCCACCGGGGUCCUGAAGAGGGCCAGUCCCACUCACUGCCCCAGCAUAAAUGGGCAGCUGCCAGGCGGCCUCAUGCACUUGGACAUCAGGAACCCAGGGAAACAGGCAGAGCUGGCCGACUGCUUCAGGGCAGUGCAAGGACAGAAUCUACCGCCGGCAGAGAGGCAACCCCUCCCAUCCUCCCACAUCCCUGUCCCUAGAAACAGGAAGCCCUCAGGUCAUGCCGAUAAGGAGGUGAUGGCUGCCACCGUCCUGACCUCACUGUCCACAUCCCCUUUGGUGCUCCACCCUGCCUCCACAACCACAGCUGCAGUCCCGGAGCUGGCCAGCAGGGGCUGGAAAGAGGCGCUGUCGGCCAGCUACAGCAGUUCUACCAGUGGAAACUGGAGUUGGGACGCCAGUGACCAAUCAGUGCCCUCCACACCGUCCCCACCCCUUUCCAACGAUGCCAACAAGAACUUCCUGCUCUCAUCCCAGGGUGAUGAUGUCAACGAGGAUGUCACAGAGAGCACGCACUUCCUGUUUGAGGACCCCAUACCCCGGAAGCGAAAGAACUCCAUGAAGGUGAUGUUCAAGUGCUUGUGGAAGAACUGUGAAAAGGUCCUCAGCACCUCCUCAGGGAUCCAGCGACACAUCCGCGCCGUCCACCUGGGACGCAACAGUGAUUCAGACCACAGUGAUGGAGAGGAGGACUUUUACUACUCAGAGAUUGAGGUCAAUGUGGACAGCCUAUCGGAGGGCUUGUCCAGCCUCACGCCCACUUCCCCCACCACGGCCGGUCCUCCUCCUGUCUUCCCUCUGGCGCUCACCGACGUCCCACGCUCCGAACACAUCAGCAUGAACGGGUCGCAGAGCCACUUCCCCACACUGCUCAGCCAAUCAGCUCCCUCCACGCUCUGCCACAUCCGCACUGACCACGCCUACCAGGCCACUGCUCCAGUGAGUAUCCCAGUGGGUCCAGAGCUGGCUGGGCUAGGGAGUGGUAAUGGGACCGGGCCUGGAACUGGGACUGGGACUGGGACUGGCACCAGUGUAUCUUGGCAGUCCCCUCCUGUCAUUUUCAAAGGCUUACCGGGACCUGUGGCUCAUGUCCGCACAGUUAGUAUCGGGGAAAAACGGCAGCCAGCGCCCAGUACACACACCACUGUUAACAAGAACCAUGCUUUAAUAACACCAGCACCUAAACCAACCCAAGGAACCAGGAAACCCCGUGGGGAGGCGAAGAAGUGCCGAAAGGUGUACGGCAUGGAGAAGAGAGACAUGUGGUGCACAGCCUGUCGCUGGAAAAAAGCCUGUCAGAGAUUCACCGACUAAUUCUCCUCGCCUGCAUCAGGGAGAUGAGCUCCUCCUCAUUCACAGCUACAGCGACGAGGGGACGAGGGGAGAUUUCUUCACGACGAGGCUCUCAGCACUGCUUCCUCCAGCCCAGCAGGGGGUCCGCCUUCUCACUUUUUCAUUUCCAAACACAAAGAGAAAAUAAAACCGAUGGGUAAAAACAAACACACAAUUAAAAAUUCAACAAAAUGACUUUACGCAGGUUUGGAGAAAAUUUUUUUCUAAGACUGACAAAUUUUUACUCUCUUGAAGAAUAAGAAAAAAAAAACAUUUAAAUCUGAUUCAGAACCAUCUGAUUUGAUUUUUUUUUUUUUUUUUUUUUUUUCACUUUCCAUUUUUCAUGGCCGUAUUCAAGACAACAUAUAAAGACUUCAGAUAAGCUUUUUGGUAUACUCAUGUGUUGUUCAUUGUCGGAGCAUCAUGUAAGUUACUGUUUUUGGGGGUGGAUCAUGAUUCUCUUUGCAGGUGCAAGGUUAACAUCAGAUUUGCUUCAUAACACCUCUGUACAAUAUCCGUUUUUCAUUGUCAUUGUUUAAUGCACAGCAAACCUACCAAAGGCAAUUAGAAUAACAGUCUUGCUGUAGCCUGUUCAGUUGCAACCAAUAUUUCUUCAUAAUUAUGAGUUCUAGCCCCAUCGUAAGCAGUUAGAGCUAGGAAUCUCACAUCAGUGUCAUCUACAACCUUACUGGAUAUCAACUAUUUUUCUGAACACAUCCUGUUGAUUGUCUACUUCCUAUUCAAGAAGCAAGUCAAAUACAGCUCGCUAUACUUCCUGUAAUUUUGCAUAGACGCACAAAACCCUCACACCAAGUGGUACAAAAAGUUUCCCUUUGACUUUCCAAAUUAUUUUCGAGAGAUGUACACAAUAUAUGAAAUAUAUUUCCUCUCUCUUCUUUCCUAUACCUUUACCCUAGAGAUAUGCACCUUGAAGAAAUAAGUCGUCUUUCAGAGUAUUACUGUAACCACAGCAUAUGCCCAAGAGAGUGGAUUUCUAACAGAGUUUAUUUUCAACAAUUAGUUGCUGAGGCAACUAUCAGUUGCACUGUGCAAUCAGCAGAAUUAACAAUUAAUAUUGUCUUUCUUGCUUUGACUUUAUCAUUGGUAUUUACACAAGUGAAGCCAGAAAGGCUCAGCUUUGUUUUCGAAAGUUUGUUUUCUUAAUGCGAUUGUUUACCACAAUGAAUGAUACCAUGGAUGAUACCUGCCCUUCGAAACUUUAACUUGCAGUCUGACUGAUGUUUCUUAUGUAUGUGGGUAAAUAACAUAGAAGUAGUAACCCAACAAUCACUACCUGAUAAUAAAUCAGGCACCCUUCAUUUGUAUCGUUCAGUGUAGAGCUUACAAAAUCUGUUGUCUUUGGAAUGACUACCAUUAACUAGCAAAGCAUUAUUUGUAAAUACCAGCCUUAGCCACAUAUGAGAUGAGAUUUUUUUUGUCCCAUUUUUAUUUGUUGUUUUUAAAUUUAUAAGUUUCAAGUGACAUUUCACUCCAGUAUAACAUUUGAAAACAAAAAGUGGAAAUCACAGCAAGUCAGUUGAAUCAUUGCAGGGCGGCCACCAUUCAUGGCAGCCAUCGUCAGUGUUUGGCUGUUCAUUGUUCGUGUGGGACUAUGUGGGCUGCAAAUUGAAAAUGUUUAACCCAAGUGGAAUGCUACUUUAACAUUCAGGUCUGUAACAGUAAUAAAUAGCAGGCCACCAUUUCCCAGCAUUAGAUGGAAUAUGCAUUGGACAUUUUAGAUAGUUAGAAAAUGUAAUGUUUUGAAUGACCUGUUUCACACAUCAACAGUGAAACAAAAACAGGAGUUUGUAAUAAUAUUGGUUCCUCUGGGAACCAAAAACCAAACAAACAAACAAAAAAAAAGCACUCUAAACUACGAAGCCCAUUUUGUUACUUUUUUAUGUAUUUCUAUUGGCUUUCCCUAAUAGGAGAAAGAGAAAAAAAAGAAAGAAAAAGCCCACGGUGAUCUUGAAAGCUUUUACAUUUUUGAAGAGGCCUGGAAUCCUCUCUUUCGAUUUUCAAAAAAAAAAAAAUGCUCCCCUUCAACACACAUUAGUGCUCCACAAAAGGCCAUUGCAGUGAAAUAACACAAUUAGAAGAAAAGGAAGUAGAAUUAAGAUAAAAAAAAAAUGCCCCUGUGGAUCAUGUUGCCUAAAUUUGUAGGCAACUUAACAAAAAAAAAGUAAACUGUUAAUCAGUGGUGAUCCAGUGUGAAUUUUCAGAUCGCUGCUAGCCUCCAAUUGUCGGCGUGCAGAUUGAAGAGAUAUUUGGAGUUUAUCAAAAUGACAGCAAAACAACUUAUUGACUGUUUCCCCUCAAUGAGAGGACAGAGACACAUUAACAGUCCUCGCGUGGGCACAGUUUAUGAAUAAAAAAAUCCACGUAUUAUGCUAAUGAACACAUGAUGUCAGCAUCCAGAUGACUAGAAUUUUAGACACCCCUCCCCACCCCAAAACAAAACGCAAUUAAUGCUGCGUAGUCUUCUUUGACUUGGCUGUAAGAACUGACUCUUCCUGCAGUUAGCCCAUUUCCCAUUAUGAGAGAAUUUGCAAGGCUACCACAGAACUGGCAUUCAUCAUACAAUCUUUUUUUUCUUUUUUCUUUUCUUUUUUUUUUGGUGGUUCGACUGAUUGAGAUAAAAAUUUCUAACCCUCAAGGUGAUAAGGUGUACUUUUCUAUUCAGGUUGCAGAGGCUGAGUCGUGACAGUAGAUGUAUAUUUUUUGAAGAGAUUCAUCUUUGUGCUGUUUGAUUGUUACCAGCUUUUUGAAUGUAGUUUCUGCUGCGUGUCCUCUCCUCUCUCAGCGCUCCCUACACUGACCUGACCUGACCUGAUCACCAUGGCAACGCAUGACCGUAUGACUCACACAAAAACACACACACACACACACUCGCACACGCACACAGUGCCUGUUCUCUCCCGUAUGAGCAGAUCUUUCUGAGCAGACUGCUAGACUGAGAUACAGUGUGACGUUAGACCUCUCUGACGCCAAAGGGACGCCCGUGCUGCCUGCCAUUGGCUGGUCCCACGUUAUCGGUGACCUGCCAUCCCGUCUUGAUGAAUUGACGAGAGCAGAUGCCCGACUGUUAAUUGGUCCCUUGCUUCGAUGCAUUUGGUGAAAACAAACAAACGUUAUUAAGCGGGCGUGCUCACCACAACAGUGAACAACAUCAACACUGUGUUCCAAGAUCAUAAAGCACCAUAUGGUUCGGGUCACACUUUCCUGAUUGAUUGCCUUUCCAUGUAAGGCUUUCGUUCCAGUGGCAUCUCAAAUAAGCUAGGUCUCCUUCUCUCUCUCAGCCUCGUGAGAGCAGUUGGCGGGCCUCUUCCGGUCAGAAACUUCACAAAGUGCCAAUGAAAAGAACAUAAAAAAGGAAAAAUAUACUGACCUAAUAAAAUUGCACUAACUUGCACUGCGCAAAGACAUGUUUUUAUACAUGGACAUUUUAUACACACAAAUUUUGAAGUGAAUGGAUUUUUUUUUUUUUCAGGGGUUGGGAGGGGUCGUCACUGCCUGAUGGAAUAAAUGGGGUGUCAGGGAUGGGGGUUGUGUACCUCUGGGGUCCCCCAUUAGUCAGUAAUGUGGACAGGUAUGUCUUGCUCUCUGUGUCAGGUAUACUUUACAUAACACAGUGGUUCUGGCAGUUUGGUGUUUAAGUAGUGUGGUACUGGAAGGUACAGUGUGGUACUUAGGUAGUCAGUCACUUUGCCUUUCUGGGGAAGGGUGCUAAGGGCCCGAAGGCAGCAUCUGCGUUGUCUCAGUGGUGGGGAAAACACUGGUCUCAGUCAGCGGCUUCACAUUAUCCUGUUGAUUACAAAUGCUUCAUGGUGUUUCAUAAUACUCGCACUCUGCUUUUUUCCCCAUAAACUUCACCUUUGUGCUUCCUUUACCUGAGAAAGCUUUCAGCUUAUUACAUUUUUACUGAGCUGAGGUUGUAACUUUAUAGAAACAGUUGGUUUAUUUAGUGCUGGAUACCACUUUGACUCUCCUCUGUCAUUUUCUGGUUGGGUCUUUCAUUGAUUGUCAAAUGCAGCCCAGAAGUUUACUCUCCAUCCCCAAUGAAAGCACUUUUCUAUUCCACCAGCAGGUGCAGACACCAGGGCUUUUAUUGGCAGUGGAUUGGCCAGUUACACAUUAAGCCAAACUGUGUCCUGUGCCUGCCACUAUUCCACCUUUUAUCAAGUUGCACUAAACUGGCCGGUGAGGGUCUAUGCCGGGGCCUCAGAGGCAGGAACCUGGUUGUAAGGUUUCAGCUUGGAUCCUCAUGGCCAGAAAGAGCUCUGGGUGCAAAGUUGCUCUUGGACACCACUCUUAGUAGAAAUCAAAAAUCACCAGUCAGACCAUUUGGUGAACAUCGUGAAAUAGACCUCAGAUCAGAAAUUGCAGCUUGAGCCCAGAGCAUGGGAAGAUGGAGACUGGACUUAACUUUUAUUGGGUUUGCAGGGAAACUGGAGAUUUUACAGUUGAUGGAAAGGGGACACGAGACAAGCAGUGACGAUUAUAGAUGGAUUUGCAGUUUCAGGGCUUUCCUGUACAUAUGCAACAUAGAGAACCGUGAGGCUUUUUCAUAUAUUGUUGUUGUUUUCUUUGUUGUUGUAUCUCUGUUAUAUGAAAAGGAAACUUUUUUUUUUUUUUUUACCGUAGAGUUGCUCAGAAUAUUUUUCUUUCAUUUUUUUUUAAAUUGAGAAGCUAUAGUGAACAUAACAUGUAAAGACUCAAUGUAUAUUGUAGCUUAGAGGCAAAGGGGAGAAAAACAAAACAUGUUGAAUGUAAAACCUACAAAAAGAAAAGUCUGUCUUUUUUUUCGUUGUUAUACCGCUGGCUAGUUUGUACUGCCUAUAGUGAACCUAUAAGCGCAUUCAGAGUUCGGUAUCCAAAACUUUUAACAUACACACGCAGACAGCUUUUGCCACACCUCUAAAUCAUAUCAGAUAACACGACCAUGCAGUAUUGCUUUACUAUCUUACUUUGUGCAAUGAGAUGCUUUAAAUGGAACAAGAACUAACUUGAGCUUUUGGUGACAUCUGGGCUACCCGCUCACACUGUUGCUGUUCGUCUGUCACUCUCCCUGCCAAAUAGUAAUUUUUUUUCUUUUUUUUUUUUUCCGAAUAUGUGUGGCUGUUGUUGUCGUCGUGGAUGUUGUUUGUGGUUGUGAUGUUAAGUUGUUGUUAGGCAGGAUCACCUUCGACCUUUUCGGCCUCGGUGACAUUUUCAACCUUGUGGGAAUCUUUUAUCCUGCCCUGCACAUUCCAGCAGACAGCAUGCUUUGGUGUCUUCCAGUUGUUUCAUAGAUGUAGACGUAUCCUUUCCCAUUUCCUUUUCACUACAGUGAUUCUUCCGUGAUCACCUUGUCCUUUUCCAUUUCCUUUUUUUUUUUUUUUUUGUGCUGUCCAGCUUUACUGUGGUCCCACCCAAGCCUUUACCCAGUAUAUUAAGCUAACUAAACCCUUGAAAUGUGCAUCAUAAAACGCCUUUGUUUUUCCAAAUAUGUCAAAAUUUAUGUUGUUGCUUUUUUUUUUUCAUUUUUUUUUUUUUUUGUUAUUCGUUUGUUUUCUUGGGAAUGUCAGUUUUCGUCAUACGUAACCCAGCAGCAGCAAAGCCAAUGGAUCUCCUUCCAAAUCAAGUGUAAUGCAUUGCAAUGGCAGCUCCACUCAGUACUCUGCUUCUUCUACUGUGCUCUUAUUUUUUUGUCGUCUUCAGCUUUUACCCCUCUGUCUGUCAGUUCUCUUUUUUUUGAUGACCUUUUUUUUUUUUUUUCUCCUGUUGUGUCUUUACUGAGCCUUACAAUGGCUGGUGUGAAAACUGACCUUUUUGUUGCUUUAUUUUUUUUUGUUGUUUUUGUUUUUGUUUUUUGUUUUCUCAUUGAUUGAUUGAUUGAUUGAUUGAUGUCUGGUUCAGUUUGAGGUUGUUUUGCAUGUCUGGCAUCGCUCAUGUUUUUUGUUUUUUCCUUUAUUUCUUUUUUGUUAGGAGAUACAACACUGAAGGGUUUUAUGUGUUAGAUUUCCCCUUACAGUAACUGAUGAGCCAGGGCUGAUGUCGUUUGUUUGCCUCCGAACGUCAAAGCUGCCCAGUGCGCCGUUCGAAAGGGUACGCGCAUCAGCCUCGGUUUCAUCACUGGAGGGCAAGAUUUCUCCUGUGUGUGGGCUCGGGCUCCGGCCAUCAUCAGCAGUCCCACGCACGGCGAGAAAGCACUUUCUGAGGGGUGGUGCACUCAAGGAUUAUUUGUGUGAAUGUCAAGCCUAUGACUAGUGCUUGAGAAGAUGGAUGACCAUGUGUGAUGCUGAUAAUGUGAUCCAUGUGAUGUAAUGUGACAGAAAGAAAAUAAACCUGAACGGAAGAAGUCA